Molecule: messenger RNA, 1210 nt
Organism: Amaranthus tricolor (Joseph's coat)
Lineage: Eukaryota; Viridiplantae; Streptophyta; Magnoliopsida; Caryophyllales; Amaranthaceae
Product: tropinone reductase-like 3
Exons: 6
Coding region: 16-876 (286 amino acids)
Molecular function (GO): oxidoreductase activity
Source: RefSeq, a predicted model, not a curated record
ACUAUAAAAACAACGAUGGAAUAUUGGUUGACAUACUCAGAAUAUAAAAGAAGAAAAAUAGUGAGAAGAAAAGAGAAGGUAUACUUGUUUAAAUUAAAGAUCAUACUAAGGAUGGAAAAGUGCAUAGCAAAGAGAUACACAGGGAAGGUAGCUAUAAUCACUGCAUCAACUCAAGGUAUUGGCCUUUGCAUUGCUGAACGUCUUGGAACGGAAGGAGCUUCUGUUGUUAUCUCUUCUCGCAAGAAGAAAAAUGUGGAUGAAGCAGUAGAGAAGCUAAAGAGUAAAGGAAUUAAUGUUUUAGGAGUUGUUUGUCAUGUUGCGAAUGCCGAACAGAGGAAAUAUAUGAUAGAUCAGACUAUUCAGGAAUUUGGGAAAAUAGAUGUGAUUGUAUCAAAUGCAGCAGUAAACCCGACUCCUGAUAGCAUCUUAAACACCCAAGAAUCUGCCCUUGACAAGUUAUGGGAGGUUAAUUUGAAAGCUCCAGUACUUCUAAUCCAAGAAGCAGCACCCCAUUUGACAAAAAGAUCGGCAAUUAUUUUCAUAUCUUCAAUAACAGCGUAUAAACCGAUGCCUUUAAUGGGUAUGUAUGGAGUCACAAAAACAGCACUUCAUGGACUUACUAAGGCUUUAGCAACUGAAUUGGCACCAGACACUCGUGUUAACUGCAUUGCUCCCGGUUACAUACCCACCCAUUUCGCCGGAAUCAUCACUAACUCUGAUCCUAUAAGGCAAAUGUUCGAGGAAGAAGUUUUACUAGACAGGUUCGGUAGCACACAUGAUAUAGCUGAUGCUGCUGCGUUUUUGGCUUCGUACGAAGCUUCUUAUAUAACUGGUGAAACUUUAGUUGUUGCCGGAGGAAUGAAUCCUCGACUCUAAGUUACCACGCUAUACUUCUUUAUCUCACUUAUUUUACAUUAUUUUAAAUUACGUAAGUGAUAAUUUUUUUUCCUAAAUUAUGCAAAAUGAGUGGAACAGAAGAGUAAUAUUAAAACUAUUGUAUAACAAAAGUCUAAUGUGUGACUUGUAGAAGUAUUAACUUUGAGUUUGAAUUGAAUUAUAUUGUGUUUGUUUGGUUUACAUGAUUUUAUCAAAAUUAUAUUGUAAUGCAUUGUAUAUUCCAAUGGGCAAUAAGUAUAUUUAAAGAAUUGUAAAAUUGUGAAGGUUAAUUGUACUUUUAAUUAUAAUUUUUCCCCAACUAGAACUUUUGAUU